UCGCGGAGUCUACGGGCGCCGCUAGCCUGUGCAACUUUUUCUUUUUUAAAUCGCGGUUCGCGCCAACGAAACAAUUUGCGGAUUCCUUUUUUGAUUUUUUUUUUUCUUUUAUUGGAUUAUGGAUUCUUGAUUUGUGUUGUGAUUGUGAAAAAACAUGUGUUUAGUAAGAGUGUUUGUUUCAUGUUUUUAUUGAAGACGAGAAAAAUUGGAUUGAAUUUUCGGUUAACGUGCAUGAGCGCGCGCCAGGAUGUCGGCCGUGAUGAGCACGCUGUCCAUGAUCAGCGGCGGCCGGCGCGCGCACCGCAAGCUGGCCUCCAGCCGCAAGUCGGGGCAGUUCUCGGACGCGGGCGAGGACACGCAGCGCCGCCACGAGCUCAGCAAGCAGCAGCGCUCCGCCUCCUUGCAAACUUUGGAGACAGGCGGUGGCCCAGGGGUUGUUAACCUCGAGAACCUGGAAGCAAAGAUGGCGAGCAUCGAGGUGUCCCUGGCGGGCGCUCGGCGACGGGGCGCCACGCGCGACCUGGGCCGGGAGCUGGACGCGCUCCGAGCUGCGCUCAGCGACAAAGACACCCUGAUCCAAAGCUUAAAGAAACAGUUGAGCGCAUCUCUAAGCGCGGCCCGACUGGCGUCCCAGGCUGCGAGCCCGGCCGCCGCGCGCGCCGGCUCGCGCCAGGAGAGCGCGCUGUCGGCUGACGACAGGCGCGCGCUGGAGGAACGGGCCGCGGCGGUCCGGGCUGACCUGGACGCGAGGCGGGACAACAUACAGGAACUAAGGAAACGGCUGGAGAAGACGCAUGUCACUGACAACAUCGACACACGUAUCCAGCAAGCGGAGCUGCAGUACAAGCUGGGCCGCGAGGAGCUGGAGCUGCUCACGCUCGGCGAGCAAGCGCGCGCGCUGCAGCACCUCAUCGAGCAGUGCGACGCGCACAACCAUCGCGCUACUCUCUACAGUACGGUGCGCGAAUGCGGCGGCAACGCAAUCCUGGUGGUGGCGGAGGUGCGCGAGGGCUCGUGGGGCGCAGCCCCCCGCGGCGCCGGGCUCGUGAUCGACUGGCCCGGAGACAACGUGGCGCUCAAAACUGGGGACAGAUUGCUAGAAGUGAACGGCACGAGCGUGGUGUCGUGUCGCAGCGUGGAGGAGCUCCAGCGGGCGAGCGGGGCCGGGGCGGCGCGGCUGGUGUUGCUACGAACACAGCAGACCACUGGGCAGCUCCUGACCAACGGACACCAGCAACCGACCAAUCAACAUUCAAUACACCAGAAUACUUUUACACAGAACGAGGCGAUAUCACUGCGGGCAGAACUGAACGCGUUGCGCACAGCCUCCGAGGAGACAGAGAAGGCCAAGGAGAGCUUGCGGUCGGACAACACGCGGCUCACACACCGCAUCUCGUACCUGGAGGAGCAGGUCGCGGAGCUGCUGGCGCGGCACACACAGGUGCAGGCAACCAGCAGCAACGACAGCUGUAUAACCGUCAAUAAAACUAAGAAAAACGUCACCAACAUCAACAUCACGUCGGAGCCGCAGUCCAGUUGCAGAAGUCCCAAGUCCGAGGUGCAAGUGUUCCAGAAGGGGCCCGACAUCACGGCCAUCGUGGCGAAGCUGCCCGGGCUGGACGGCGCCGAGGCCAACCUGCCGCUCAUGAGGCCGCGCUCCAACGCCUCGGGCGCCUCCUCCCGCGCGGCCGCCUCCCCCCGCGCCUCCCCCGCGCCUCACCUCCGCUCGCACAGCUCCCACAGCCUCGAGCACAAGGCCGGCCGCAUGAGGCACUCCCUGUCCCAUCACUGCAUUCACGGAGCCGUAGACUACAGCGCCGAAACCGACGCCGCUAUCCGCAUGAUCGAACGGAACCAAAGACACAUUGAGAAACAACGCUUGAAAUCAGAAAUUAUGAACAGAUCCAAAGAGGAAUACUUCCGAUCGGACAGCGAUAUGGAUUUGAAGGAUUCAGAGAGACAUUCCAGUGUAGGCAACGUGACAUGCGAUCCGAAGCAUUUCGAAAUAAAGAAAGCGGCCGAUCGGAUAGAGGAGAGUAUAAAGAAAACCAACUGGGCCGAAAGGAAAACUCUUUCGAUCAUCGAGCAGCUGAAGCGGUCGCAGCGUCUUAGGAAGAUGAAGAAGAACGACAGCGCCGAGGACGUACAGCUCGAGUCGGAGAAACAUUACAUGUACCGAAGAAUAGACGGGAAAGUGCUCGAGAACGCGCACAAGUCCAGUCGGAGAAGCUCCCGACUGCACUCGAGGAGCGCCAAGUCUUCGGAAUUCGAGUCCGAAUGUUCGGAUUAUCCGAACGGAGACGUGUACGGGAGUACUCCGAGGAUAAAUUACGGGUCGGAAAGCUGUUCGACGAGGUUGAGCCAUUACAGGAAGAACGACGAAAGGUCGGCAGAAAAGACAAGGCCGACGCCUCCUAGAAAGCCUUUAAGGUUGUCGCUUCACAAGGCUCGCAGCGCGCAUUCCCUGACGAACGGGAGCGAGUCGGAGACGCUGCAGAGCGCGGAGCUGCCGGAGCCCAAGCGGCCGGUGAAGCGCUCGCACGGCGCCGACCGGAGCCGCGCCACGCCGCGUCCGCCGCGUCGCCUCGCCGACCUGGCCGCGCCGCCCGCCGACCGCCUCUACCCCGCGGACCAGCACGGCCUCAACGGGAAAUGGUGCUAACGUCUCGACCCUACAGCGGAUACCGCUUUUAUUGCGCUGGAGACAAGACUGUGACAAAAUGUGACCUGUAUUACAAAACUAUAGUUUUCAAUGUCUACGUACAAACGCUAAUGAGAAAAAGAGAACAAUAGUUCACACAAAAGUAGACUCUUAAACAGAGAAAGAUAUAGAUACUCCCUUGAACUAUCAAAGAGACGCAGAGGCUAGAAUGUAAUAAAUAUGUAUAAAUAUAAUGAUAUACUACUAUUAGUACUGUAUACGCACUCGCGCCGAAGCCGUACCUUGCGUGUAAAUAUAUAAGUUAAGCACCCACCGCGUAAAUACUCACCUUUAUAUAUAUGUAAUGUUAGGGACUUUUGUAAAGCC
Molecule: messenger RNA, 3028 nt
Organism: Plodia interpunctella (Indianmeal moth)
Lineage: Eukaryota; Metazoa; Arthropoda; Insecta; Lepidoptera; Pyralidae
Gene: sprt
Product: sprite
Exons: 11
Coding region: 248-2662 (804 amino acids)
Molecular function (GO): protein binding
Source: RefSeq, a predicted model, not a curated record